AUGUCGGCAAAACGGCGCACACUCGAGUUAGGCAAUGUCCUUGUGGUUGGAGGCUGCGGCUUCUUGGGGUGGCACAUUGUUGAUCACCUGUUGAAUUUCCCUUCCGAGACCGACCCCAGUUACACUCUACCAAAGCCCGUCGGCGAUGCGCGCUUUGAGUACCCUACCCUAGGAUCUCGCUACCCGGAAUGCCAUUCGACCGUGUCUGUUGUCGAUUUGCGCACCACCAACAACCGUCUUCCCGGCGCCAAGUACUACGAUGGCGACAUCACCUCCGUCGACUCCAUGAUGGAGGUUUUCCGCGCUGUCAAGCCCGAUCUUGUUAUCCACACUGCUUCGCCCUCCAUGAUCGAGGGAAAUAAACCCUUGUUGCACAAGGUCAAUGUGGAGGGAACACGUACGCUUCUCGAGGUUGCUGGUGGCGAGCAUGGCGACUGGGGUGGUAAGUGCAAGGCAUUUGUCUACACCAGCUCCAGCUCCGUGGUCCACGACACACAGAGCGAUUUGAAGAACGUCAACGAAGAGUGGCCGUACAUUCGUGGUCCUGCACAGAAGGAGUAUUACUCCGAGACUAAGGCCGAUGCCGAGGAAAUCGUCCUGAAGUACAAUAAGAAAUCCCCCAAUGAGAUGCUGACAGCCGCUAUCCGCCCGGCUGGCAUUCACGGAGAGAAAGACACAACAGUGACACACAAGAUCCUAGAGCACGGAUCCAAGGCAUCAGAUAGAGUGCUACGGAUGCAGCUCGGCGAGAACGACAAUCUGUUCGAUUUCACCUACGUUGGAAAUGUGGCGUAUGGCCACUUGCUUGCUGCGCACCGACUCCUGGCAAGUUAUGACCUUCACGCGGCUGGCAAGGGCGGGCCCCUGGAUUACGAGCGCGUGGAUGGCGAGGCUUUCAACAUCACCAACGAUUCUCCGGUCUACUUCUGGGAUAUUACCCGUGCGAUGUGGGCACUCAUCGACCGUGUCGUUGAGCCGGAUCAGGUCUGGGCAUUGCCAGAGGGUCUUCUUGAGAUCGUCGGUGGUCUCGCCGAGACUGUCAUGGCAUUGUUUGGCAAGACCCCGCGUCUUACUGCCCGUACUGUGCGCUAUUCGUGCAUGACCCGCUACUACUCUGCCGAGAAGGCUAAGCAUCGUCUAGCCUAUAUGCCAGUGGUGCCCUUGGAUGAGGGUGUUGCCCGUGCAGUUGGGUAUAUUGUCGCCCAACAGAAAGCGGAUGCAGGAAAGAAGCAAUUGUAA
Molecule: messenger RNA, 1239 nt
Organism: Penicillium paradoxum
Lineage: Eukaryota; Fungi; Ascomycota; Eurotiomycetes; Eurotiales; Aspergillaceae
Product: C-3 sterol dehydrogenase/C-4 decarboxylase
Exons: 2
Coding region: 1-1239 (412 amino acids)
Biological process (GO): steroid biosynthetic process
Molecular function (GO): 3-beta-hydroxy-Delta5-steroid dehydrogenase (NAD+) activity
Source: RefSeq, a predicted model, not a curated record